ACCCAGCCCCUCUGUAAACCAGCACAGAGAGGCGUCCGGGUUUCCACCCCUUUGCCGAUUAAUUUGAUAGCAGGAUAGCGACGAACUAAAUCGGGAAUGGCUCCUCUCCCUUUUCCACACAAGUUAUAAAAUGCUAUAUCAGUGCGAGUUAUUAAUGUUACAGUUUAACGCAGGUUUGUUUUCCACCUCCACGGUCUACGGUUACUUCCUGGUGCCACAGAGAGAGGCAGUGCUGAGUUAAAGAGACAGAAAUACUGAUAGAAAUUCAGAUAGAAAAAAAUACUGAGAGAAGAGAGGGGUUGGAGACGCGAUAGGAACAGUUGACUGGAUUCCCAGAAAUUGAAAACCCUCUCUCUCUCUUCCUAUUUAUAUGUAUUUUUGAUAUUUCUUUGUUAAACCGAGUCGUUAUUCUUCGUUGGUUUGUAAACUAACACACGGUUUGGAUGACGGCUGGCUGCGGCUAAAGCGGAAUUGUAACGGGGGAACAUAUUCCUCCCUCCGACGGAGAAGCCUCGCAGAGAUUGUUCCUUUUUAUUUUACAGUGGACUCAUUACUGUGUUAUUUUUAAACCACAAAAUCAUCCCGGGUGUUAUUUUAUAUAUUUUUUACGAUUCCACAAGGAAGGGUUAGGGCGACGGAAGAUGGGUUGUUUGGGCAACAGCAAGACUGAAGAUCAACGCAUCGACGAAAAGGCACAACGAGAGGCUAAUAAAAAGAUAGAAAAACAGUUACAAAAGGAAAGACAAGCGUAUAAAGCCACACACAGGCUCUUAUUACUGGGUGCGGGAGAGUCCGGAAAAAGCACCAUUGUGAAGCAGAUGAGGAUUCUACACGUCAACGGCUUCAACGCAGAAGAAAAGAAACAGAAAAUCCAAGAUAUUCGGAAAAACGUGAAGGAUGCCAUAGUGACUAUAGUGUCUGCGAUGAGCACUUUAAUACCCCCAGUUCCGCUAGCCAACCCAGAGGACCAAUUCAGAAUCGAUUACAUCAAAAGCAUAGCACCUCUCUCCGACUUUGACUACUCGCAGGAGUUCUUUGAUCAUGCAAAGAAGCUGUGGGACGACGAAGGAGUGAAGGCAUGCUUUGAGAGGUCCAAUGAGUACCAGCUCAUCGACUGUGCACAAUAUUUCCUGGACAGAAUUGACUCCGUAAGACAGAACGACUACACACCAACGGACCAGGACCUGCUACGCUGCCGAGUGUUAACUUCAGGGAUUUUCGAGACGAGGUUCCAAGUAGACAAAGUGAACUUUCACAUGUUUGAUGUUGGAGGCCAGAGAGAUGAAAGGAGAAAAUGGAUCCAGUGCUUUAACGACGUCACUGCUAUCAUCUUCGUGGUGGCCAGCAGCAGCUACAACAUGGUAAUAAGGGAAGACAAUAACACCAACAGGCUACGGGAAGCCCUGGACCUCUUCCGCAGUAUUUGGAACAACAGAUGGUUACGCACUAUAUCGGUCAUAUUAUUCCUGAACAAGCAGGACAUGCUGGCUGAGAAAGUAUUAGCUGGAAAAUCCAAAAUUGAAGACUACUUCCCCGAAUAUGCUCGCUACACCAUACCAAAUGAAGCAACUCCUGAACCUGGUGAAGACCCAAGAGUGACGAGAGCUAAGUUCUUCAUCCGAGACGAGUUUCUUCGGAUCAGCACUGCGAGUGGCGACGGCAGACAUUACUGCUACCCCCACUUCACCUGCGCCGUGGACACAGAGAACAUCCGGCGGGUGUUCAACGACUGCCGGGACAUCAUCCAGAGAAUGCACCUGCGGCAGUACGAACUCUUGUGAUGGGAGACCGCCUCCGUCAGCCUUCUGUGUUUUUCUCCACCAUUCUGCAUCCUUGACGAACCCCUCCUCCUCCUCCUCCACCUCCACCCUUUAUCUCCUUACCCUUUCUCCCCCAGAAAAAACCCUCAACAACCCCCUGACCACCCCUCCUGUCAAGGACUAUGAAGUACUACUGAAGUGUGUCAAAAUCCUCUUCCUCUUAUUAACUUCUUAGCUUUUUGUACUUUUUUUUUUUUUUUUUUUUUUUUCUCUCUCUCUCCUGAGACAGAUUCAUCCCCAUUUCACCGAUGUGAAAGGAAGGUUGGGGAACAACGUUGUUGCGUGCCGCUUCUUGUUUUCUUUUUCUUUUAAUCCUUCCUUUUGAAUGCCUUGAUUUUUGUCAUUCCACUAAGCCUUGGGCUACCUCCUUUUUUUUUUUUUUUUUUUUUUUUCCUUUCUUUUUUUUUUUUCUUCUCCCUUUGUGUCCUUCCUUUUUUGGCUUUGUCAUUGGACCUGGACUGGUGGGUGUGGAUACAUAAAACACACACCUACAGGACCUCAGUGUAGAGGCAGUGUGUGUGUGUGUGUGUGUG
This is a messenger RNA of Perca flavescens (yellow perch), 2353 nucleotides long. RefSeq names its product guanine nucleotide binding protein (G protein), alpha activating activity polypeptide, olfactory type. Gene Ontology annotation, molecular function: GTP binding; G protein-coupled receptor binding; GTPase activity. NCBI's taxonomy places the organism in Eukaryota, Metazoa, Chordata, Actinopteri, Perciformes, Percidae. The coding region runs from base 642 to 1781 and encodes 379 amino acids. Gene Ontology annotation, biological process: sensory perception of chemical stimulus; adenylate cyclase-activating dopamine receptor signaling pathway. Gene Ontology annotation, cellular component: cytoplasm; heterotrimeric G-protein complex. The record is from RefSeq and is a predicted model, not a curated record. The transcript has 12 exons.